UGUCAGAUCGCACUUGACAUCGUUUUCGAUUAAUUCUGACUUACCUGUAGGCACGUUCCAAUACAACUAUCAUCCCGUUGGUACUGAGCUCUUGAGCGCUUGCGUACGGCUCAAGGCUCCGUUAUGCCAAGCCCAUGGACCCAACAAACCAUUGACGAUGAACUAAACACAGGCUUCACAAACCUACUUGCCACCUCAGAGGGUUUGCUGUCUGGAGCAUUUAAGACACAGUUGACAACCUAUGAACUCUCCUCAGCAUCUAAUUCGUGCGCAGCUCACGAGUGGAAAGAUCAUGAGGCUCGACAUCUGACCCCUCGCAUUACAGAGGUAGCUACCAGUCAACCCCACCUUGGCUCGACAUCUUCUCCAAUGAAGGGGCUUUUCACGAUGGGUUCGUCGCCCCUGUCAGAGGAGCCAACUCGGAGACCAGGGUGGGGGGAGGGAUGUAUAGCCAUGUGUUCUUCGUCCGCUGCGUCUUUCGCCUUCGUGAUGUGGGAUGUUCUGCCCAUAUUUUUUUCGGGACUGCUGUCGACCCUCAUUAGAAGGUUUCCUGGCAGGUCUCCGCUGUGGGGCAGAGUUGCGUGGUGUUCUGGUGCCUGUCAGGCACCACACCCGCAACUCCUUCCGCGAGGUUGCCAGGCCCUCUGUAAUUGCUGGGUGUAAUAACAAGGACUUGGUAAAAUUCUAUGGUUUUCAUACGGAAGUUUCGGACGCCGAGUUGAUGUCGCAGCGAUGCCGCUCACAGCAGGGAGGGCAGUGAUAUACAUAGUAUGUCAGGAUCGAAGCCCGACUGGAUUGGGUCACUAAGCAUGAAUCAGCUUCACGCACGUAUUGGUAACCUAGAUUUAGCACGACAAAGAGCGCUGUGGCAAGUACCAUAAACAUGAUCACUGACGUGAGAUUCACUAUCGCUGUGACAACAUAUGUGCCAUGUUAUCGGCAGGAGUUGCUAGCACGGAUGACGCAGUGCACCAUUUUACCAGAGACUUGUCUAGAG
Cantharellus anzutake is the source of this 997-nucleotide messenger RNA. RefSeq lists its product as uncharacterized. The record is from RefSeq and is a predicted model, not a curated record. The transcript has a single exon. NCBI's taxonomy places the organism in Eukaryota, Fungi, Basidiomycota, Agaricomycetes, Cantharellales, Hydnaceae. Bases 124 to 663 code for a protein of 179 amino acids.